Molecule: messenger RNA, 2022 nt
Organism: Bombyx mandarina (wild silkworm)
Lineage: Eukaryota; Metazoa; Arthropoda; Insecta; Lepidoptera; Bombycidae
Product: signal peptide peptidase
Biological process (GO): membrane protein proteolysis
Cellular component (GO): lumenal side of endoplasmic reticulum membrane; membrane; cytoplasmic side of endoplasmic reticulum membrane
Molecular function (GO): aspartic endopeptidase activity, intramembrane cleaving
Source: RefSeq, a predicted model, not a curated record
UACACUUGUCAUAUUCUUGUCAAAAACUAUCCGUAGGGGAAAGUUGUCUUAAAAAUUGUAUUUCUGCAUUAUUUUCUAUAAGAAAUGGCAGAUAUGGCCUCAGAAAUACCUAUAAACAUCGAAGAUAGUGUUAAGGAAACUAUACAAAAUGUAACUGAGAAGCCUCCUUCAAGUAUUGAAGGGAUUGCGAUUGCAUAUUUAAGUUUAGUGAUAAUGGCUAUUUUACCUAUAUUUUUCGGUUCAUUUCGAUCGGUGAAAUAUCUAAACGAGCAAAAGAAAGCAGGAGAGCGUCAUGAAACAAUGUCCAACAAAGAUGCUCUGAUGUUCCCGUUGGUUGCAUCGUGUGCUCUUUUCGGACUAUAUAUUUUCUUCCAAUUCUUCUCAAAGGAGUAUAUCAAUCUGCUACUAACUGGCUACUUCUUCUUCCUUGGAGUUCUAGCAUUGAGUCAUCUGCUUAGUCCGAUCAUCUCGUUCCUGGUACCAGCUUCGAUACCAAACAUUCCAUUCCAUAUUCAUUUCACCCGUGGUGAGAGAGACAACAAACAGGAUAUCAUCAAUUACAAGUUCACAUCCUAUGAUGUGAUCUGUUUGCUCAUCUCGCUCUGUCUUGGAGCUUGGUACUUGCUUAAAAAGCACUGGAUCGCCAAUAAUCUGUUUGGAAUAGCGUUCGCCAUUAACGGUGUGGAGCUUCUGCAUCUGAACAACGUGGUGACCGGCUGCAUCCUGCUCUGCGGACUCUUCCUGUACGACAUCUUCUGGGUGUUCGGUACCAACGUCAUGGUGACCGUCGCCAAGAGCUUCGAGGCUCCCAUCAAACUGGUGUUCCCUCAAGAUUUGCUGGUAAACGGUUUGAACGCGAGCAACUUUGCCAUGCUGGGGCUGGGUGACAUCGUGGUGCCCGGCAUCUUCAUAGCUCUCCUGUUGCGCUUCGAUAAGAGCCUCAAACGGAACUCUGAGUUUUACUUCAGGGCUACGUUCAGCGCGUACAUCCUGGGCCUGUUGGCGACCAUCCUGGUGAUGCACGUGUUCAAGCACGCGCAGCCCGCGCUGCUGUACCUCGUGCCGGCCUGCCUCGCCACCCCACUGGCCUUAGCACUCCUCCGGGGGGACCUGCCCGCGCUCUUCAAGUACGAGGACCAGCCGGCGGAGCCCGAAGCCGACAAAUCUAAGAAGUCCGAAUAAAGUUCGCCCGUUAGCGAGAAGCACAACAAAAGCGCACGAUACAGACACAACUUUAUCCAUAUUUUUGUAUAGUCGCUCCGUCCUUGUCGCACGCUAACAUUCAACCAUACGUACGAGAGGGACGGGUCAUUUCAAAUUAUGUAUGUACGUAUUGUACGAAACUUAACCUCGUGGGGGUGCAUUUUACUCAAAGCGGCGUCUGACAUUCGCCGAAUCGGCUGUUUCAAUAAUAUGACAACUAGGUGACAUAUUGACAGAUGUCACUUUAUAAUGCCCCGCUGACCAAAAUUUAUUUGCGUAUAACUUGACUAGUCUUUUAACAACACUAUUACCCAAUGAUUUUUUUCUUCCAAUUUCUUAUGUUUUUCUAAUACACGAAAGAGUUUAGGAAUAUUAUUGAAAAAGCCGAUUUCCUUUUCGAAAAUUGUAUAUGUAAAUAUUGGUGUUGUGAAUUUUUCUAUAUGAAAUAAUAAAUAGCGUUUUUGACAAUUAGUUUUAUUGUUUAUAUUUUCUUGUGUCUUGACAGCAAACUAACAUUAUUUUCAUAAUAAUGUCUUUUUUUUAACUCGCCCUAAAUUAAGUGUUGUCAUUUUAAUACAAAUUUAAAAUCAAAUAUUUACACGACCACAUCAAAACGUUGAAACGAUGUACUUAUCGCGGAGCUGCAAAUAAAACUCAAUGUCAAAAGCGCCAUAGAAUAGUCACGGUAAGAUAAUUACCUACUUAAUUUAGAAGGGUAUUUUCUUCCUAAAAUUCUUCCUUUGGAACGUACGAAAAGAUUUUUUUGUUAAUAAAGAUUAAUUUAGCAUAAAGUUUUAUUAUAAAAUCGAAGAUUCUAGA